UUAUUUAAAACUAGAUAGUGUAUUUCCAUUACUGUGAAGAGUAAACUUGACCAAACAGUAGAGUUAAAGAUGAGAGUCAAAUUCUGUGUACAUGCAGUGAAAACAUUUACUCUACAGCGUGAUGAAUUCCCUCAACGAUUCCCUUCCAAUAUUCCCGCCACUGUUUCUGAAGUUUUGUAACCUGCACCACGUCAGAAACUGCUCCGACUGGAGAAAGACGCCGUUUGAAAAUGCUGCUGCGUGUUUCGUUUGGUGGAGAGCAGAAGUACAUAAAGCUGCCUGAAGUAACAUUUGGUGAUUUCUUGAGAGAAGUGAGUAUUAAAUUUAACAUCGAUGAAGAUAGACGGUUGGACAUCAAGAUCCAUGACCAGUCCAACACAGAGGUCGACGCUGAGGUUUUUGAGGAGGUCGUUAAAGAGUCUCAAGGACCUUUCCUUGUUUCAUUGGCCAAUGAAGCACCUGGUAACCCUCAGUCCACGUCAUCUCCACGCUCUACUGCAUCUGAAGACACAGUGAUCCUCAACUUCUCUUUGUGUGACCCAGCUGAGGAACCAGUUGCAGCCGGAGGAAGUCAACCUAAAAGGCCUUGCCGCAUCAACUAUGAAGCAAAAGCUCUAAUUGAAAAAAUCUUGACGACAAAGCCUGGAGGUGACCGUAUCAUGGAGGAGUAUGCAAAAACAAAAUCCAUUACAGAUUCAACCAGAAGACAGCUAAUCAACAUACUUACCGCAGAGAUGACAGAAAAACAUGGGACAUCUCCGCCCCGGAGUGUGAGAGUGAUGUAUGCACAGGGGAUUGUCGCUCUGUUUCCAUAUCUUGAAGACCCAUCUUCACAGAAUGGCUAUGAUCAUUACUACGAUCCUGAAAGGGGUUCAGGAUACCUUGCAUGGCGGUUGAAGACUAUUCAAAGAAAAGCUGCAGAGGAAAGAGGUCCAGCAGUUAGUAGAUCUCCUAAAGUUGGUGGUCCAGGCCAUGGGCGUACUAGACCCUUUACUGCCGACCAAGUCCUGACUGACGAGGAAGUGGAAUCCGCUAUCGCUGUGUUGAGACACACUGCUGAUGAGUACACCAUCCGUGAGAAGAUGAAAGUCACUUUCAGUUAUCGCCAUGCCAUGGUCAAUGAUAAUGACAAAUCAGCAGAGGUCUUCUCAGUAUUUCCACGGUUCCUGGACACACCAGGACUGAUAGAACAGGAUUUCAGACUUAUGUUUGGUGAGCAGACUGCCAACAAUUUCCUGGAGAGGUGGCCUACCACUUUCAAAGCAAAAGUAAUUAAGGAAAGCCAUGGACUGGUCCCCUCCACAGACCUUCUUGAUUUGAUGCGCAACGCUGAGACAUCUACUGAAGUCGAAAAUGGCUGGGACAGUGACAUGUCAACCAUCAUACUGCUGCUACAUCUGCUACCGCCAUCCGCACAGGGACGAAAGAGGCCAGGGAAGAUCUCAGCAUCUCAUGCAGUAGAUCACCUCAUCAAAUUCCAAAAGACGGGAACAAGCGUGCAGCAGCAUCUUGACACCAUAAGUCAAAGCAGUCAGCCCUACCUCCUUGCUCAGGGACCCACAAAAAGCAGCAUUACCUCCUUCUUCAUUGCUAUCGACAAGCAUGCACUUCCAUGCAAAGCAACCAGCGCAGUCGGAGCCCUGGAUGAACUCUUUAAGGCCCACUACGUCUUUUGUACAUCUUACAGUCCUGUGUUGAAUAAUUUCUUCACUUUUUUGCAAACCACCAUUUACAGCAUUGAUGUGGGGGAAACGAAGGAAACGCCAAGAAUCGCAGAGUUGCGAGUGCGAAUGGUGCGUUAAACAAUGAGGUGCUUUCUUUGCAGCAAAGAACUUGGUGAGGCAAAAAAUCUUAUAAAGCACCUCAAAGUUAUACAUGGACUCUGUACAGGAAAGACUCUUCAUCUUAAAUGUGGCGAAGUGGGAUGCUCACGUUUUUUUAAUAGUUUUUCGGGUUUUAGGAAGCAUCUUAACAAGUCCCAUGUGAAUAGUGGUUUUAAUGUUGUUGUUGAAACUGAACCACCACGUUGUCAAAGUGUUCUAAAUAGUGAUGAAAGUCCUGCAGAAGAGCCAUAUGAGGCUGAGGUUGAGUCAGAGCAAGCGUUAUCCUCAGAACAUCUUGUAAAUA
Molecule: messenger RNA, 2127 nt
Organism: Eleginops maclovinus (Patagonian blennie)
Lineage: Eukaryota; Metazoa; Chordata; Actinopteri; Perciformes; Eleginopidae
Exons: 11
Coding region: 231-1802 (523 amino acids)
Source: RefSeq, a predicted model, not a curated record